CUGGAAAAAUCGCACGACGAACACAGAAAUGGAGGAAGAAGAGGAAGACCCGCCUCUCGCCGUCGAGAUCAACGAAACCCUAGACCAUAAAUCGUUCAAUCAGUCUCUCCAAGAGCAUGAAAACGUAGAAGAAUUUCCACCGGUCGGCGUGACUGUCAUCACCGGCUAUCUCGGAGCUGGCAAAUCCACUCUGGUUAAUAAUAUAUUGAAUGGACAACAUGGAAAGAGGAUAGCUGUUAUAUUGAAUGAGUUUGGGGAGGAAAUUGGAGUUGAAAGAGCAAUGAUCAAUGAAGGUGAAGGAGGUGCACUUGUCGAAGAAUGGGUUGAGCUUGCAAAUGGCUGCAUUUGCUGCACUGUGAAACACAGCUUGGUUCAAGCAUUGGAACAACUUGUUGACAGGAAGGAAAGAUUGGAUCAUAUAUUACUAGAGACCACAGGGCUGGCAAACCCUGCUCCUCUUGCGUCUGUUCUUUGGCUGGAUGAUCAAUUAGAAUCAGCAGUCAAGCUUGACUCCAUUAUCACUGUUGUAGAUGCCAAAAAUCUUCGUUUUCAGCUCAAGAAGCAUGAAGACUCGUCCACGUUUCCUGAAGCCUUCUUACAGAUAGCAUUCGCAGAUGUUGUAAUUCUUAACAAGAUUGAUCUGGUUUCUCCAGAUGCUCUAGAGGAACUCGAGAAGGAGUUGCAUAAUAUUAAUUCACUUGCUAAUAUCGUUCAUUCUGUGAUGUGUCAAGUAGAUAUGUCCAUAGUAUUAAAUUGCAGUGCGUAUGAUGCUUCGCAUGCCGCUCACCUGGAACAGUUACUAGAAGAAAACAAGUCACUAACUACUACGGAUCUUCAUGAUAGUGGUGUGAGGACUAUGUGUGUUUGUUAUACACAGCCGGUUGAUCUUGAUAAGGUGCGUAUAUGGCUUGAGGAGCUCCUUUGGGAUAAGAAAUAUGAUAUGGAUGUGUACCGCUGCAAAGGUGUUCUAAGUGUCUUAAAUUCUGAUGAACUACAUACAGUACAGGCUGUGAGGGAGAUCUACGAAAUAGUUCCUGCUCGAAAAUGGAAAAAGGGUGAAAAGCAAACGAAUAAAAUCGUGUUCAUAGGCCGGUCGCUAAACGAGGAUAUUCUUCUCGAUUCGCUCAGAGCUUGUGCCUCAACGUCGACAACGUGCUAAGUGUUGAACACGAAUUUAAUCUGUAGCUUCAUGUUCCAUAUGUAACAUUCUUUUUUUCCCCUGAAAUUUUACUAUUUUAGAACUAUUGUAUGCAAUAAGAAGGAAGUCUUUGAAUGGAAAUCCAUUUUUGCCAUUUUUAUGGUGC
Cynara cardunculus var. scolymus (artichoke) is the source of this 1304-nucleotide messenger RNA. RefSeq names its product COBW domain-containing protein 1. The record is from RefSeq and is a predicted model, not a curated record. NCBI's taxonomy places the organism in Eukaryota, Viridiplantae, Streptophyta, Magnoliopsida, Asterales, Asteraceae. The transcript has 9 exons. The coding region runs from base 29 to 1159 and encodes 376 amino acids. Gene Ontology annotation, cellular component: cytoplasm.